UGUUCACCGAGCAGCCUGUUUCCAAUCUAAAGCACAGAUUUCAAUGCAAACAUCAAUUUCUCCCCCCUCCCCAUUUUAUAUGCAAAGUGAGCCUUAUGAAUCACAGUGACUCUGCUCCUGGGACCCCAACCAAAUUCUCCCCCUCCUCCCCAAAUUCACAGGCUUUUCAUUUGAAUACCUGCUUACAGUGGUAUACAAUGGACAGCUUUGAGAAGAAAAAUUGAUAAUCUUCACGGAAGAGUAAUUUGAAUGAAAUUACACUUGACAGCCCGUCUCCAAGCAAGCAGGGAGAGUGAGGGGAGCCUCAGCUAAGCUCCGAAGACCUGCCUAAGCUAGUACUCUCGGAGCUUCCCGGGGAAAAUAAAUCCACAGUUUUCCCAACAUCUGAGUGAGGCUUUUGAUUAAACCUGUGCUGCUGUUUCUAGUGAAGAAAGGUAGCCAUGGAAGAAAAUAUGGAAGAGGGACAGACACAAAAAGAUAUGGGCAGUAGGACAGGGAGAGAGGAAGAAAUCUGCUUGGUUAACAUGCACCUCACUUGCCAUCGUUUAGGGUGCUUUGAGUGCUGCAUCAAGUGCUUGGGGGGUAUUCCCUAUGCCUCAUUGAUUGCCACCAUCCUGCUGUAUGCUGGGGUCGCCCUUUUCUGCGGCUGUGGUCAUGAAGCCCUUUCGGGAACUGUCAACAUUCUUCAAACCUACUUUGAGAUGGCAAGAGCUGCUGGGGACACCAUUGAUGUCUUUACCAUGAUUGACAUCUUCAAGUACGUGAUCUACGGAGUAGCAGCUGCCUUCUUUGUCUAUGGCAUUUUGCUGAUGGUGGAAGGAUUUUUUACAACUGGCGCCAUCAAGGAUCUCUAUGGGGACUUCAAAAUCACCACCUGUGGCAGAUGUGUCAGUGCCUGGUUUAUCAUGCUGACUUACAUCUUUAUGCUGGCCUGGUUGGGGGUUACAGCUUUCACCUCUCUGCCUGUUUACAUGUACUUCAACCUGUGGACUAUUUGCAAAAACACUACCCUAGUGGAAGGGGCAAAUUUCUGCUUGGACCUCCGUCAGUUUGGAAUUGUAACAAUCGGUGAAGAAAAGAAGAUUUGCACAAUGUCUGAAAAUUUCUUCAGGAUGUGUGAAUCUACUGAACUGAACAUGACGUUCCAUUUGUUUAUCGUGGCACUUGCUGGGGCUGGAGCAGCAGUCAUUGCUAUGGUUCACUACCUUAUGGUUCUGUCUGCCAACUGGGCUUAUGUGAAAGAUGCUUGCAGAAUGCAGAAGUAUGAGGAUAUUAAGUCAAAGGAAGAGCAGGAGCUUCACGACAUUCAUUCUACCCGUUCUAAAGAGCGACUCAAUGCAUACACAUAAGAAAAACCUUGUCUUACUUUCUACCAUUGAAUGCUUUGUUGUUUAACUAAAGGCCAUCUAUCUCUCCAUUUAAAAUCAAAAUCAAAAGUGCUUCUCACAAAAGAUCGUUAGGGUGACAUUGUCCAUCACCCCUCUACAAUUCUUGGUUGUCCAGCACUUGGUUUCCUAAUUAGUUAAUAGCUUGUGUGAUCAGUCUCUACUACAAAGCUCCCAAAACAGCCUUUCCUGAAUCUGAAAGUGAUUUAUUUUCUGUUAGAUCAAGAAUACUAACUACUGUCAAAUACGGGGAUGUGUUUGAUUUUUUUUUUAAAUGAUCACUUUGUAUGUGUUAUGCAUAACACCUUUUUGCAUUGUUUCUUAUGUUUUUGAAAAGGAAAAAAUAGCUUUUUAUAUUUUUUAGUUUCGAUUUUGGUAAGUACUUUAACUACAGGUAUACUUCAAAGGGACCACUUGUACAUCACGUACAAUUUUUCGAGGAAGCACACCGCUGACAUUCCUUCAGAUUUGGAAAUCUUGCCAGGUGGACCAGUGAGCAUCUUGACGGAGGGUCCUGAGAACAUUUUAAAAUAAUCAAAGGUGCAAUUUCUAAAUUUGUAAGAGUAGGUAAAAACACAAAACAAAAAAGAAGUGCUUCUUAUCUUUGUUAACAUUGUAUGAUUCUUGAUGUAGUUAGCGGAGUAUUCUCUCUUUUCAAGUUUCAUUGGUGGCUAUUCCUGUUUAUAUUGUGAGCAUGCUGACCGUGGUACUUGUUAAUGCAUGGCCAUUUGUCUUUUUCAAAGCGUAUGAUGCCACGGUCACCUUUCAAGAGUUGCAGUGUAUAGACAAAUGUUAUAUAGAGCUAUGCGUAGGUUUCUGCAGAAUGAUCUCUGUAAUUCCACAAUGGUUAUGCUGAAUUGGAGCUGUUCAUGUGCUGAUGUGAGCAACUGCUGCUUAACUACAUUUAUGAAAGUGAUAUAUCUAUAAUCCAGCAACCUUUAAGAGUCAGAAGUAUUUUUACCUGCUUUAAAAAUUUAAGUGGAUUGCACCUGUCUGAACUAUACAUAUACUGUAUGUGAUAUAUUAAAGGAGGCUUCCAUAAAUGUAAUAGCUUGGCUUGUAGCUUUCCUACACACAUACUGGUUUUACCUGUAUUAUGUUAAAGUGGGGCUAAUGGCUGCUACUGGAGCUAUUGUUUGGAAGUGUUAGUAAUAUAUUUGAACCUUUAUUUUGAGUAAGAAAAUAUUAAGAGAAAAGUCAGUCAUGUUAAUCUGAAAGAAGUACCUGUAUUAAAAAAAAAUACAAAACAAAACAAAAAACAAAAAAAGGGGGAAAAAGUAUUAUUGGACCAAAAUUGGUGUUUUUUAAUUUUAUUUUUGCCUAUUUCUAAUGCUACAAGAAUGCUGUAAAGUGUCUUUUAAAGUGAUGUAUCCUGACAAGACAUUUUUGUCAGUGUUAAAACAAAAUCCUAGCUAGUCUUGUGCACUUAUUGGACCAUUGUGAAUUCUCUCAGUGUAAGUGCAUUUCUAAUAAAAGUUCUUGAGUAAAACUCUUCUUUGUACUAUUACUAGUCAUGCAUCAUCAGUAAUUUUUACCAAUUCUUGUAGUAAGUAGAGGGUAAUACUAUAGUUACUUGUGGCAUGUUUAUGCAUCAAGUAGUAUUAGUUUAUUUAGGUUUUUUUGUUUUUAUUAUUAUUUUUUACUUUAUUUUUUACACUUUACUGUCUUACGGGGUCAACAUUUUCUGAUAUGUGCAGUACCAGUAUUUACAGUUCUGCAAAAAGUAUUAUGAACCUCUUUCAA
Molecule: messenger RNA, 3128 nt
Organism: Elgaria multicarinata webbii
Lineage: Eukaryota; Metazoa; Chordata; Lepidosauria; Squamata; Anguidae
Gene: GPM6A
Product: glycoprotein M6A
Exons: 8
Coding region: 441-1349 (302 amino acids)
Biological process (GO): neuron projection development
Cellular component (GO): neuronal cell body; plasma membrane; axonal growth cone
Source: RefSeq, a predicted model, not a curated record